Molecule: messenger RNA, 2357 nt
Organism: Dicentrarchus labrax (European seabass)
Lineage: Eukaryota; Metazoa; Chordata; Actinopteri; Moronidae
Product: keratin, type II cytoskeletal 8
Exons: 9
Coding region: 94-1788 (564 amino acids)
Biological process (GO): keratinization; intermediate filament organization
Cellular component (GO): keratin filament
Molecular function (GO): structural constituent of skin epidermis
Source: RefSeq, a predicted model, not a curated record
GACCAGGGAGGGUCUAUCUGCCUGACUCUCCUUCCCUCUGCAGAGUCUCUCCUCUCUCACACCACCUUAGUGCUACAAACACCCUCUGUGACCAUGUCUGUCAGAGCUGUGAAGACCACUACCUUCUCCACCUUGUCCUCCUCCAGGGGCCCAUCCCAGGGCUUCAGCAGCCGCUCCUUCUCCGGCUAUGGUGGCCGUGGUGUGGGUAGUGGCAAGCAGAGCUACGCUGUCCGCAGCUCCUAUGGGGGUGUGGGCAGCAGUGGUGCUGCUGUGGGCGCUGGGGGUUUUAAAGUGGUCGGUGGGUAUGUUGCUGGGGGCUCUGGACAAAGAGGAGGUGGGGCAGAGUUUGGCUAUGUGGGCUUCGGUGGAGGCAUGGGUGGUGGCAUGGCCAAUGAAGUGAUGGCUCCCAUCACAGCGGUGACCGUGAACAAGAGCCUGCUGGCCCCCCUGAACCUGGAGAUUGACCCCACCAUCCAGGCAAUCCGCACCCAGGAGAAGGAGCAGAUCAAGACCCUGAACAACCGCUUUGCUUCCUUCAUUGACAAGGUACGCUUCCUAGAACAGCAGAACAAAAUGCUUGAGACCAAGUGGAAACUUCUGCAGGAACAGACCACGUCUCACUCCAACAUUGAUGUCAUGUUUGAAGCCUACAUUGCCAACUUGCGUAAGCAGCUAGACAACUUGGGUCAUGAAAAAUAUAAACUAGAGUCCGACCUGCAUCACAUGACGGGCCUGGUUGAGGACUUCAAAAACAAGUAUGAGGAUGAGAUCAACAAGCGCAAUGAGUGUGAGAACACCUUUGUCCUCACAAAGAAGGACACUGACGCAGCCUACAUGAUCAAAGUGGACCUGGAAGCCAAACUCGAUGGGCUCUCUGAUGAGAUUGAGUUCCUGAGGCAGAUCUUUGAUGCAGAAAUUAAUGAGCUGCAGGGCCAGAUCAAGGACACAUCUGUUGUGGUUGAGAUGGACAACAGCCGUAACCUUGACAUGGACGCCAUCGUUGCUGAAGUGCGUGCCCAGUAUGAAGACAUUGCCAACCGUAGCAGAGCCGAGGCCGAGUCAUGGUACCAGACUAAGUAUGCAGAGAUGCAGCAGUCAGUAGGUAGAUAUGGUGAUGACCUGAAGUCAUCCAAGGCUGAGAUCGCUGACAUGAACCGCAGGAUAAUGAGGCUUCAGUCUGAAAUUGACAUGGUGAAAUCACAGCGAAACAAUUUGGAAGCUCAAAUUGCAGAGGCUGAGGAGCGUGGUGAGAUGGCAGUGAAGGACGCUAAACUCCGCAUCAGAGAGCUGGAGGAAGCCCUCCAGAGAGCCAAGCAGGAUAUGGCCCUGCAAGUCCGCCAGUACCAAGAACUGAUGAAUGUGAAGCUGGCUCUGGACAUUGAGAUCGCCACCUACAGGAAACUGCUGGAAGGAGAGGAGGACAGGUUAGCUACUGGAAUCAAGACCACUGUAUCCAAGCAGACUUGUAAGUCUACGUUCAACCAAGCAUUCAACUACAAUGCCUAUGGCCUGGAGAGCUCCCGCACCCCGUCCUACGUCAGCUGCUCCUUUGGCGGUGUCAGGGCAAGCGGCAGCUCUGGCGCUGCCCUUGAGGGAGCAGAAGUUAAGAGUACCACAGUCACCAAGACAGAAACUGUGGUGAUCAAGACUGAGGAGAAGAAGGAGGAGAAGAAGGUGGAGAAGGAGGAGGAGGAGGAGGAGCAAGCAGCAAUUGAGGAGCCAGCUUCUGUGGAGAAGAAUGAGCAGAAGCAGGAACAGGUGGAGGUUGAAGCUGUGGCUGAGGAGUGAUACUUUCCCCCCUGUUUUGUCAGAUUUAUGAUUUGGUCGAGGAGGUUAAGAAAAAGCACACCUACUCUGCUUUGUUUUUUAUUCCUUAAUGAUUCAUUCACAGAGGUGCCUUCACCAAAUAAUGGGUGUGUUUCUACUGUCAGAGGCGUGAACACAACUUUCCUUCAGAUUUCUUAAUGAAAAGGUGUUAAUGGAUGAGUCUUUGUUUAGGUUUCUGAAAACUCUCUCAAAAAGUUCUUUACUGUAGUCUGAGUCACUGCCUGUGGUUCAGUGUUCACUGCACCACACUUGUUCAGCCAGCAGAUAGCACUGUUGCAUGUGUUUUCCUCAGCUGCUCAGUCUUGUCGAUGACCAACUCAAAGCACUGCUGUCACAUCAACCUGCAAUUCGCAGUGUAACAGCAUGCUGAACUCCUUAUGCUAUAACUGCUGUACUUAAACAGUUAAGUAAGAUGAAAACCAGUCACAGAAGUACUCAUGACUUUUUCUUAGAUAAACCUUUUUCUGUGUACUACUGUUAGCAACACCUGAAGCCCUGUUUGCUCCACAAUAAAUCUUCUUCAAACUGUG